Molecule: messenger RNA, 936 nt
Organism: Acanthosepion pharaonis
Lineage: Eukaryota; Metazoa; Mollusca; Cephalopoda; Sepiida; Sepiidae
Source: the annotation of a GenBank genome assembly
AUGUUUUCUUACUUUCUCUCUUUUUCUUCUUUCAUAUUCCUCUUUUUCUCAAACUGUUCGGCUCUCUAUUUAUUACUCUAUGUUCAUCUCUCUUUCUCUUAUUCUUUCUCUCUCUCUCUGUAUCUAUCUAUUUCUCUCUUUUGCUAUUUUAUUUCUCUUUCUGUUGCUUUAACUUUGUCUCUUUCCCUCUCUCUCAUAAUAUUUCUGUAUAUACAUUUAUGUAAUUCUCACUUUUUCUUUCUUUUCUUCUUAAAUCACCCUCCCACUUCUUUCUUUCUCUCUAUCUCUCUCUCUCUCUCUGUCGUUAUCAACUGUACUCCGAACCAGUCCCAACGCAGUGCCCAGUUGCCGAAGCGAAAUCACUAUCCAAGGCUAAAGGGUUCCAAUAUCUCUUUUAGUGAAGGAAUUAAUGCUUCUCACCCUGCAAUAACUUUUCUUGAACUCCGACACUGGCUAAAAGAUCUCUAUUUGCGGAUCAACUCCCGUGCGGCCGCAGACUUAGUCAUUAUUCAUUCGUCGACCGCCCUCAUCUAUCUAUCUAUCUAUCUAUCUAUCUAUCUAUCUAUCUAUCUAUCUAUCUAUCUAUCUAAUUCAUUCCUAUCUAUCUAUCUAUCUAUCUAUCUAUCUAUCUAUCUAUCUAUCUAUCUAUCUAUCUAUCUAUUGAAUUCAGUUCAUAUCUACCUAUCCAUCUAUCUAUCUAUUGAAUUCAGUUCAUAUCUAUCUAUCUAUCUAUCUAUCUAUCUAUCUAUCUAUCUAUCUAUCUAUCUAUCUAUCGAAUUCAGUUCAUAUCUAUCUAUCUAUCUAUCUAUCUAUCUAUCUAUCUAUCUAUCUAUCUAUCUAUUGAAUUCAGUUCAUAUCUAUCUAUCUAUCUAUCUAUCUAUCUAUCUAUCUAUCUAUCUAUCUAAGCCUAUAACUAGCUUAGGCUUUUUAUAUUAA